AAAAUUUCCGUUCCAAUGUCGAAAAUAACUCGUUGUCUUCAUAUCUUUGCUCGAAAUGCAUCCACAGCAUCAUCUUCAUCAGUUGAAAAAACAGCUCUAUACAACUUUCAUGUUGAAAAAGGUGGAAAAGUUGUCAAUUUUGGUGGUUACCUGUUGCCGGUUCAAUAUUCCGACCUAAGCAUCAUUGCAUCGCAUGUUCACACCCGUAAACACUCAUCAAUUUUCGAUGUGUCACACAUGUUGCAGACAUAUGUUCGUGGCAAAGAUGCUGUUGCAUGUUUUGAAUCCAUUUGUACUGCUGACAUCAAAGGAUUAGCUCCAAAUUCUGGUACAUUGACUGUCUUUACCAACGACAUGGGCAACAUUCUAGAUGACUUGAUUGUAUCCAAGGUUAAUGAUGACCUUUUGUAUGUUGUAUCAAAUGCAGCUAUGAAACAACAAGAUAUGGAAAUUAUGAGUGCUGCAGUGUCUAAAUUUGUUGGCGAUAAGCGAGAUGUAUCAAUUGAGUUCUUAUCGCCGGCUGAUCAUUCACUUAUCGCCUUGCAAGGCCCCAGCAGUGCGUCAGCAUUGAAAACAAUAACAAAUGUUGAUUUGGAAAAAUUGUAUUUCAUGGAAACUAUUGUUGCUGAGGUUGCUGGGGUCAGCGACUGUCGGAUAACGAGAUGCGGGUAUACUGGCGAGGAUGGAUAUGAAAUAUCAGUUCCAUCAGAGAAAGUUAGGCAUUUGACGGAGACACUGUUGGGGGUUGAUAAUGUUCGGAUGGCGGGUCUCGGAGCAAGGGAUUCCUUGAGAUUGGAAGCUGGUCUCUGUUUGUACGGAUCUGAUAUUGAUUCCAACACUUCUCCAGUUGAAGCUGCUUUAUCUUGGUUAGUUUCAAAACGUCGUCGAGGCGAAGCAAAUUUCCCAGGAGCAACAAAAAUUGUUGAUCAACUAAAAAAUGGGGUAACACGACGUCGUAUUGGUAUUCGAAUGACUGAAGGACCUCCUGCAAGAGCUGGCGUUGGAAUAUAUCAUAAUGAUGAGUUGGCUGGAAAAAUCACAAGCGGAUGUCCUAGCCCUAGUCUUGGGGGCAAUAUUGCGAUGGGGUAUAUUAGUGAAUCACUUAAAAAGCCGGGCAAUAAAAUUCAAUUGAAAAUUCGUGACAAAUUUUAUCCUGCUGAUGUUACAAAAAUGCCUUUUACACCAGCAAAUUAUUAUACUAAGCCCAAAAAUUGAGAAAAAUCGAAUAAAAAUAUAAAAAAUAA
Molecule: messenger RNA, 1244 nt
Organism: Episyrphus balteatus (marmalade hoverfly)
Lineage: Eukaryota; Metazoa; Arthropoda; Insecta; Diptera; Syrphidae
Product: aminomethyltransferase, mitochondrial
Exons: 4
Coding region: 16-1215 (399 amino acids)
Biological process (GO): glycine catabolic process
Cellular component (GO): mitochondrion
Molecular function (GO): aminomethyltransferase activity; protein binding
Source: RefSeq, a predicted model, not a curated record